UUCCUUCCGACGUACAGCGGUCACCGUAGCGCGUAGCUGCGCGACAGGGGAGCGCCGUGGUUGUGUGUCCCCCCCUCCCGAAACAUGCAUCUUUUCCCCAGGGUUGACGUGGCCAGAGUGACCCGGCAUGGAGCUCUUCCUGCCGCCUAAGCCUUCGCUGUAGUCCGGCCGCAGAGGCACACCCAGGGGGGGGGGUCGUUGAAACAAAACAAGAAGAGGUAUCUGCUCUCUUUAUUUAUUCAGGAGAGAAGAUGGCGGAGUUCUCUCCCGUCCUGCCGAUGCGGGAUGGAGGAGGACGGCUCGCCCAGCCCAUCUUCCCGCGAUCCAGGUCCGGCUCCGAGUCCGAGAGCGAACUGUCCCAGAGCCUGGCCCGGACCAAGAUCCGCUCGUACGGAAGCACGGCCAGCGUCACCGCGUCCCUGGGGGGGAAAUGCAUCGAGCAUCGGGUUGCGGACGGCGACACUCUGCAGGGCAUUGCUCUGAAGUACGGCGUGACGAUGGAGCAGAUCAAGCGGGCCAACAAGCUGUUCAGCAACGACUGCAUCUUCCUGAGGAACAGCCUCAGCAUCCCCAUGGCGUCGGAGAAGCGCUCCAUUUUCAACGGACUGUCUCUGGAGUCCCCCGACGGGGACGGGGACGGGGAGACGGAAGGCCCGGACGCGCCCGCCGCCCAUGUCGUGACACGGGACAUCGAGGCGCCCUCGCCGCCCCCGUCCCCUCCCCCCGAGACCCCCAAAGCCCCGCAGCCUCAGCCCGAGGAGCUGUCAGCCAAAGACUUCUUGCACAGACUGGACUUGCAAAUUAAGCAGUCGAAGCGGGCGGCGCAGAAACUGAAGGAAGAGGAAGUGAGGAACAACGAGGAGGACUACACAGCCCCCGAAUCCUCAUACCAGGAGCUUUAAAAGGAGCAGUGACCUUAAACACAGCCUCAUCUUUCUGGGUUUACCAUGCUGAACAAGUGUCAUGUUUGCCUUCUUAUUUAUGGAACUGUAAUGAUUUAUUUUAUUAAUUCUGUUUUUUUUUUUUUUUUUACUUUUAUCUGUCUGAGCAUAGUUGCGUGAAGCUGCUGUACAGAACACACCAGCUGCGUACGUCCACACACUGAAACACCGUGCGCUAGCUAGGCUAGACUCGAUCGAAGCUCCUGAUAUUUUAAAUCAAUCAACCAAUCUUUGGAAAGUCUUAUUCCCAUCUUUCUCAUCAGUGUUCUCCCCGUAUGAGCGGAAACGCCCCCAGACGCCGAGGCGAUGGAUGGACUCAAGCCUUUCAGAACAUUUGCCUCGUCAAAGUGUUUGUUUUCGUUUGAAAACGGAGUGCAGAGAGAGCUCUAUUUUUGAAGUGUGAAUGCAUUAUUUAUGUGCGUGGAGAACGUGUCUGUAACAGCUAUUUUAUUGUGGUUUUAAACUUCUUUGGUUGCAUUUGCCGGAAAUAAAUAUGUAUUUAAGCCAUA
Messenger RNA from Fundulus heteroclitus (mummichog), 1450 nucleotides. RefSeq names its product LysM, putative peptidoglycan-binding, domain containing 2 (gene lysmd2). The record is from RefSeq and is a predicted model, not a curated record. Lineage: Eukaryota; Metazoa; Chordata; Actinopteri; Cyprinodontiformes; Fundulidae. The transcript has 3 exons. The coding region runs from base 252 to 902 and encodes 216 amino acids.